AAGGUAUAAAUAAAUGCGCGAGGUUAUGUCUUUAUCAGUUUACAAACAGACAUCAACGAACUGUCAGAGAAACGUCAAGUGCAAGAACGAAUUCGAAUCCGUCCUUAGAUCUUAGGCCAGAAAAAUAUGACGCAGGAAGAUAAAAAAGUGAGACAGAGAGACGUUACUAAGGGAAAAAAAGUUGAAUCUUCUAAAAAUGAUGAUAAGAAAGACACUCGAGAGGAUGAUACUCCAGUGGAACCGAAAUUUGGGCCUAGAGUAUCAUUUCCUUAUCAGAAAGUCUGGUCGCGAUGUGUGCUGAUCCUAGGAGUCCUGCUAAUUGUCUGGUACAACAGUAGACGUGGCAAGGAAGUGUCAUUUGCGCGACAAAAAGACAUUCUCUUAAGUAGAACUCAGAAUUUAGAUUGCGCUAAUGACUACAAAGCUGAGAUGGCCACGUACCCAGGCUGCAUGCCUGAGAAAUGUGGCCGCGUUGUCACUGAUAAGCUGGUAUCUAACACCGAGACUGACGUGCUGUUAAAAAUAGCUCUCAAUGGAAUGAAUCUAGGCGGUUCUGAUGGCGGCGCUACUAUCCUAGACCUCCACUCUGGAGCUCUGAGCAAAGGAAAAAAAUUCAUUGAUGUCUACUCACUCGAGCAGGCUGCUAAAAUAUUUAAUCCUGCAGACUUCGCUAUUUACAAAGUAGUUAAGACGAAGAUACAACACGCAGUAGCGCAUCACUUUGGUGUCGAUGCUGAUAAAAUUUAUCUAACGAAGCCAACAUUUUUCUCCCGCAUAACCAACGUCUCUGCUAAAACUACUCACGAUGAGUAUUGGCAUCCGCAUAUAGACAAGGAGACGUAUGAACAUUUUAGUUACACAUCUCUCUUGUAUUUAAAUGACUUCGGACGUGAUUUCGAAGGCGGGAGAUUUAUUUUUAUUGAUAGUAAUAACGUUAAUUCUACAGUUGAACCCCGCAAAGGAAGAGUAUCAAUGUUCACAUCAGGAGGAGAAAAUCUCCAUGCAGUUGAACCCGUGACUUCCGGUACAAGAUACGCACUCACAGUAUCAUUUACCUGCAAUCCCGAAGCCGGGAUAACGGAUCCCAGUUUAAAGACUUCUAAAAAACGCACAUGAGUCAGCCAGAUAACUUGACAUAUCAAUCAGUAUUCAUCCAAACUUGUUACCUUGAUAUUUAUUACUAAAUAAAUAAGGAAAAUGAAUAAAAAAUUACAAAAUAAAGUAAUAUAAAAUUGGGA
This is a messenger RNA of Microplitis demolitor, 1238 nucleotides long. RefSeq names its product 2-oxoglutarate and iron-dependent oxygenase domain-containing protein 3. The record is from RefSeq and is a predicted model, not a curated record. The transcript is spliced from 5 exons. Lineage: Eukaryota; Metazoa; Arthropoda; Insecta; Hymenoptera; Braconidae. Gene Ontology annotation, cellular component: membrane. Gene Ontology annotation, molecular function: oxidoreductase activity, acting on paired donors, with incorporation or reduction of molecular oxygen; iron ion binding; L-ascorbic acid binding. The coding region runs from base 127 to 1116 and encodes 329 amino acids.